This is a messenger RNA of Fragaria vesca subsp. vesca, 831 nucleotides long. RefSeq lists its product as uncharacterized. The record is from RefSeq and is a predicted model, not a curated record. The coding region runs from base 1 to 831 and encodes 276 amino acids. NCBI's taxonomy places the organism in Eukaryota, Viridiplantae, Streptophyta, Magnoliopsida, Rosales, Rosaceae. The transcript has a single exon.
AUGUGUUUGGAGUACCAAGGUGAUGACUUCAGAGAUGAAAUGACAGCCCACGAAAUUUUUACUAAUUCAGACGGAAGUAUCCGUAUAAAAUCCAAUUAUUUAAACAAGUUCUGGUGUCGUAGGCCAAGUGAACCAAAUUGGAUAUUGCCUGACUUGGAUGACCCGACUCACAACAACACAUUGUUUCAGCCAAUCAAAAUUAGCAAAAACGAAUUUGCUAUUCGCAAUAUGGGAAACCUUCAAAUCUGCAAGAGAUACACACUCGGUUCCAUGGUCGGUUUCACUGCAAAUGUCACCAACAUGCCAAUCUUUGCUCACUUGAGAAUUGAAGAGAUUGUCAAGUCAAGAAUAGUCUAUAACGUCAAGUAUCGUCUCACGCAAGCAAGGACCUACGACUACCAAAAUGAAGUUGAAAUUGCUAUAGCAGAGGCUGCGAAUUUGACCCAAGAAACCACUAGGAUGACAUUGAAGAUGCCAUACAAAAUGACUAAGAGCAUGAGUUGGAAUGAUGCCAAAACAAUGUCUAUGAAGUCUGGAGGCGUUAAAACAACCAUGCAAGCCGGUGUUCCGGUAUUUGGAGACGAUGAAAAACUUGUAACUAGUUUAAGUGAGUUUACGAGCAGAUCAACAAUAAUUAAGUGGGGAGAAGUUGAGACUUGGGAAAUUGCAGUGCAAAGUGUGUGCAAAGUUGACGUGCCGGCAAUGACUAAAGUGAAUGUGAGACUUGUGGCAAAUAAAGUUUCUUACGAGGUUCCAUUCAACUAUUCUCGCCGUGACACUCGUACCAAUGGUCAAAUAAGCAAUGACAACGACAUGGAUGAUGGCAUUUAA